UCUCCCUUUCUGUCUCUCAACCUAUUCUGUACUCCCGCCCUGCUGUCCACGCAGAAAAAAUAUUGCUUGCUCCCUUCCUUUCUUCUACUGCUCUCUCGCUCUCUCGUUCCUCUUUGACUUUCCCUUUUACUUUUGCAAGGGGAGGAAACUUGUCUCUCUCUGUCUCUGUCUCUGUCUCUGUCUCUCUCUCUCUCUCUCUCUCUCUCUCUCUCUCUCUCUCUCUCUCUCUCUCUCUCUCUCUCUCUCUCUCCUCCUCUUUCUCACAGUCGUUGUUAGCGGCCUCAUUACUUUUCUGCUUUCCUUUUUACUUUUUGCCCUGGAGGAAAUCUCUCGCUCUCCCUCCCUCUCUCUCUCUCUCUCUCUCUCUCUCUCUUCUGUCAUUGAACCGAAUGUGGCACGACCCUCUGGAUCGCUAAUCUUUGACACCGGGCUGUAGCUGUGAGCCAGGACACCAGGAACCCUACUCCAAUCCACCCGCGUGUUCCUCCCUGCCACCGCGUAAUUACAACUUCCAGGGACGACCACCCGACGUUUCCAUGACGACCACCUGCCUAACAAUAACCGCAACCAAGUUUUUUUGUUUCUUCCCCACCGGAGCGACCGAAAGCCAACUUCUAAUCCACUCUGUGUGUGUUUGACACGAGCGAUCGACAUCAGAACAGAGAUGAAGGGGGACAUGGGAGAGAGCGCGACAGUCCGAUGAUAGGGAGGGAGAGAGAGAAAGAGAGAGAGAGAGAGAGAGAGAGGGAUGAAGAGCUCCUCUUCCUUAGGUUUGUUAUGUUAGCCGCCGUUAUCGCAAAAUGUAACGGACACGCACACGCAGGUUCUCUCCUUUGGAGCACUGUCGUCCCGCCUCAACUUUGUUCAGCUUUCUUUUAAGCAUUCAAAAACUUUUUUGGACUACAGCGGGGAGGAAACUAGAUCGGCUUAAUUAAUUUCCAGCUGACCAAUGGUCUUUCUCCUCGUUGCUGCUGGGUCCUUUUUUCUGCUGCAUCAGAGCACUUUGUUCCUCUGAGCACUCGGUUCCCUCUGAGCACAAUGUUCCUCUGAGCACUCUGUCCACUCCGAGCGCUGUUCUUGAGUAUCCGAGGAACGGGACAGAACAAUGGCAUUGGAACCAUCGCCACGGUUACCGUUCUAAAGCCCUUCUGCUGACCGUGAGCGAUGGAGCGCACUUGGCUGUCCUCGGAAACGUUCCGAGGGAGGGAAUAACCUCAGUGGCGUCUGGUGCGACACACAUUCAAGGCUGAAGACCACUCGACGUAUGGCAGCGGGACGUCAACGCGCCGCGUGGUGAACGCGUGACACGUGCGAAUACCGCGAGUGUGUGACUUUGAAUGACACCCUCUGUAGACUGCGGUCGUGUCAUAAUGCGUGGUGGCGGGGAGACCCCCGGGCCCGUGUCUGCCCUCGGACAGACGGACAGACACAGGACGGACAGGCUGGGAUGCGUAUCCAUGGACACCAGCGGUUGUAGCCCUUUCCCCAUGUGCUGGGAUAGAGGAGAAUAUGACCGACACCUAGGGGCGGUAUCGUCAGGGAAGACCAUGGCGACGGCCUACCUGGAGCCCAGCCUCAACCACGCCCUCCUGGCCGGCGCCAAGUCCCGGCUGAGCGCGGGGGUGCCGGAGCGCGCCAUCGCGGGCGCCUCGGUGGAGCGGGUGCUGAAAGUCUUCCACCACUUUGAGUCCAACACGGACGUGCACAGCAGCUGGUCGUCCAACAUUCGAUACGGAGACGCCACCGAUGUCCGGGGAAUCAUCCAGAAGAUUCUGGACAUCCACAAAGUGCGCUGGACGGCCUGCUUCGGCCUGCGCCUCACCAACAGCCAAUCAGCAGACGAGGUCCACUGGCUCCACCCAGAUCUGGGCGUGUCCCACGUCAGAGAGAACUACGAACAGCCACAGCCUCAGGAAGAGUGGAGAUAUGAGCUGAGGAUCAGAUACCUCCCUAAGGGCUUUCUGCAGCAGUUCACUGAAGACAAGACGACACUCAAUUACUUCUACCAACAGGUGAAGAACGACUACAUGACAGAGAAAGGGGAUCAGGUGGACCAGGAUGUAGCACUGAAGCUGGGCUGUCUGGAGAUCAGGAGGUUCUUCCGAGAGAUGAGGGGGAAUGCUCUGGAUAAGAAGUCCAACUAUGAGCUACUGGAAAAGGACGUGGGUUUGAGGCGUUUCUUUCCCAAGAAUCUGCUGGAUUCGGUCAAGGCCAAGACCCUUCGUAAGUUGAUCCAGCAGACGUUCAAGCAGGUGGCCAACCUCAACGACGAGCAGAGCAUCAUGAAGUUCCUGGAGAUCCUGUCUCCUGUCUACCGCUAUGACAAGGAGUGCUUCAAAUGCGCCCUGGGGCUCAGCUGGGUGAUCCAGGUGGAGCUCGCCAUCGGGCCGGAGGAGGGCAUCAGCUACCUCACCGACAAGGGCUCUACGCCGACCCAUCUGGCGAACUUCACUCAGGUCCAGUCCAUCCAGUACUCUGCAAUGGAGGAGAAGGACCGCAAGGGCAUGUUGCAGGUCAACGUGGCAGGAGCUGCUGAGCCUCUCACAGUGACGACGGCAUCGCUGACGAUGGCAGAAAACAUGGCGGACUUGAUCGAUGGCUACUGUCGGCUUGUCUCCAUGGAAACCCAUUCCUUCAUCGUUAGGGUCCAGAAAGAGGGCGAGAGAGCACUACCUUCCAUCCCAAAGCUGUCCAACAGUGAGAAGAAACUCGAGGCGGUGAAAAGUGGAGUGAGAACCAUCUCAGUCUCCGACUUGGUGACCUCAGCUCCCUCUAAGCCAACCAAAGCGCGGCGUUUCCACCUUCCGUUUGUCUUCUGUUCCGAUUCGCCACCCAAGGAGGAUCUGAGUGGGGACGAAACUGAUGACUACGCUGAGAUAGUUGAUGAGGAGGACACCUACACCAUGCCCUCAAUGGGCUAUGGCGUGGUCGAAGCACGGGACUAUGAGAUCCAGCGGGACCGGAUUGAGCUGGGCCGCUGCAUCGGAGAGGGCCAGUUUGGGGACGUCCACCAGGGGGUCUACAACAGCGCGGACGAUCCUAACCUGUCAGUAGCCAUUAAGACCUGCAAGAACUGUACAUCGGACAGCGUCCGAGAGAAGUUUCUACAGGAAGCAUUGACAAUGCGCCAGUUUGACCACCCUAACAUAGUGAAGCUGAUCGGAGUGAUAACGGAGAACCCAGUGUGGAUCAUCAUGGAGCUGUGCACCCUUGGAGAGCUGCGCUCCUUCCUCCAGGUGAGGAAGUACAGUCUGGACCUGGCCAGCCUCAUCCUGUUCUCCUACCAGCUCAGCACGGCCCUAGCCUACCUGGAGAGCAAGCGCUUUGUGCACAGGGACAUCGCUGCCCGCAACGUGCUGGUCUCCUCCAUGGACUGUGUGAUGCUGGGGGACUUUGGCCUGUCGCGAUACAUGGAGGACAGCUCCUACUACAAAGCGUCGAAAGGUAAACUACCUAUUAAGUGGAUGGCUCCGGAAUCCAUCAACUUCCGACGAUUCACCUCCGCUAGCGAUGUCUGGAUGUUUGGCGUGUGCAUGUGGGAGAUCCUGAUGUACGGCAUCAAGCCUUUCCAGGGAGUGAAGAACAACGACGUGAUUGGCCGGAUUGAAAACGGCGAGCGAUUGGCUAUGCCGCCCCAGUGCCCGCCCACCCUGUACAGUCUGAUGACCAAGUGUUGGUCGUACGACCCCAGCAAGAGGCCCAGGUUUACCGAACUCAAAACACAGCUCAGCACCAUCCUGGAGGAGGAGAAGCAGCAGAUGGAGGAGCGGCUGCGGAUGGAGAUGAGGCGGCAGGUCAACGUGUCCUGGGACUCGGGAGGCUCAGAGGACGCCCCGCCCAAGCCUAGCAGGCCAGGUUAUCCGAGUCCACGCUCCAGUGAGGGAUUCUUCACCAGCCCCCAACACAACCAUUACCCGGCCUCAGCCCACUGUGGUGUGGGAGGGGUGGAGGGAGGCUUCCCUCCCCAUGACGCAUGGAGCACUCAGCACAGACCAGAGCACACUGCCAUGUGGAACGUCAACAUGGAGGAGGGCGGGUGUGGUGGUCAUGUUCUGAUGGAGGAGAGGCUGAUGAUGCAGCAGCAGCAGAUGGAGGAUGACCAGAGAUGGCUGGAGCAGGAGGAGGGCAUGAUGAAGGCUGAGGCCAGAAACAGCAGAGGAAGCAUCGACAGAGAGGAUGGAACGCUGCAAACUCCGGGGAGGGAGCAACACAUAUACCAGCCAGUUGGAAAGCCAGAACUAACCGCUGCCCCCCCGAAGAAACCCCCCCGGCCUGGAGCCCCCUGUCACCUUGGCAACCUGCCCCUCCUCAACCCUGUGGACAGCUACAACGAGGGGGUCAAGUUGCAGCCCCAGGAGAUCAGCCCGCCCCCGACGGCCGACCUGGACCGGUCCAACGACCGGGUGUAUGAGAACGUGACGGGACUGGUGAAGGCAGUCAUAGAGAUGUCCUAUAGGAUCCAGCCCGCCGCCCCAGAGGAGUAUGUUGCCAUGGUGAAGGAGGUGGGUUUAGCAUUGAGGACCCUACUUGCAACAGUGGACGAGACGAUUCCUGAGUUGCCAGCCAGUACACACAGAGAAAUCGAGAUGGCCCAGAAGUUGUUGAACUCUGACCUGUCUGAGUUGAUCGGGAAACUGAAACUCGCCCAGCAGUAUGUGAUGACAAGCUUACAAAAGGAGUACAAGAAACAGAUGCUGACUGCUGCUCACGCACUCGCAGUCGACGCCAAGAACCUUCUGGAUGUCAUCGACCAAUCACGGCUCAAGAUGAUCUCCCAGGCCCGCCCACACUAGCCUGCUCGCCAAUGUGGGACAAGGGGAUCAAAUAAAGGCCAGUCCAGGUUCGAAGAAGGAGAAGAAAGAUGGAGUUGGGGCCUGUUGCUAUGGAACCCGAUGGGUGAAAGCCAAUCACAGAGGGCAAGAUGAAUGGAUGGCUUGCAGGACAUAUAUGGAAUGAAUGACGAAUCAGUGAAUGAAUGGAUGACUCUGAAGAAGGAUAAGGACACAGAUGUGAAGACCAGUGAUGGAGGAUCAAUGGGAUGUACAUGAAGGAAUGAAAACACCAAUCAGACAUGAUCAACCAGCGUCACUCUCUCUCUCUCUAGCUCUCUUCAAGGCACUAUCCUACAACAGAACCCCCAGCCAUAGCAGCUCAUGGUUUGUGUCUCCAUAGCUAGAUCUACAUUUUGUUCUUAUCUUGCAUUAUUUUACUUUUGAAGCUCUGUAUUGGAAGCAGAAGAGGAUAGAAAAAGUUUCUCUUUUACUACUUUUUUUUUUCCCAGGAUCCUCAUUUGUUUUGUCUCUUGCUUCUCGAAAUGCCUAUUAGUGAUUUUUAUAGCGUCUACCUAAGCAGGCUACAAACGUAUACUACUGUCCCCCUCACAUCCACACCCCCUGCAGAGAUAAAGACUCUUGUAACGACUGAAGGAUAAUGACUGAAUGGUAAUGGUCUUAUAGAGCACAGCUUCACCGGGACGUCAUACUCACAACAAGUCAGGAAGAGACGAAGAAGACGGACGGACGCUACAACAGAACACAUCCGACAGAACCAUGACAACUGGAACUCCUCUGAAUUCACCAUCAGCGGGCGGUCAACGAGAUGACAAUGACGACGCCUUAAAUGUGUUUCUUGUUAUUAUCAGUAAUUAUUAUUGUUCAUUUGAAUCUUGUCUCGCCGCUACUUACUUACUUUAUUGUGUUUCCGGCUAACUGCCGUUCUAAUCAUUUAUGGUCACUAAAAAAAAGUGUAUUGGGUAACCAUUGUUGAUAUAUAUAGAUAAUGAUAGUUUAUCCUUUUUUUCUGAGUGUGUGUGUGUCCACAUACACUAUCAGUGGUCUAUCUCAGGCACCUGGACAGUGAACAAAAGAUUUUUAAUGGCCUAUCUUUCUUGAUUCGUAUUGCAAAGACAAGACAUUGUUGCUAAACCGCUUAGUAAACACACAAAGAAGUUCUCUAUUUUUAACAAUUCCCUGGGUCAUGGAUGGUUACUGUGGAGUGGAGAGUGCAGGUGAUGAUGGGGUCCACGAUUAAUUUAUGUUUUUCACCCGUUACUAUGCAUGUUUAAACCCUGAUUUGUGAUUUCUCAGACCUUGGUCUUGUGAGGAGACAGAGGAGGGAAUAAAAACGGACGCUAAAUUCAGUUCUGGUGCUGACAUCCAACGAACUUGAGAACAGUGUCCCCCUAGUGGCUCGAUUUCUUAUUACGUGUCCUGACAAAUGCUGGGGAAAAAAAAAAAAAACUAAUAUAUGGUUGAUAUUGUCCUUUUUUUAACGUGGUAAUUUGAGGUGAAAUGUGUUGUUGCACCAGUAGUGUUGUUGCUGAUUCCAAUUUCCUGUACACACACACACACACACUACAGCAGGCCCCCGGUCUGUCUGAAAGCUUAUACCCAACUCUACACCGAAGGCACCUUGACUCUCAACACAACCACCAAAAUUAUACUAUUUCCUCCAUGCCAAUUUCACUGCAGUGUUUCAUAAAACUGACGCAGGCCCCUAAUUUAUUACGAUUGAUCCCUUUAUUCAAAAUAUUAAUAUCCAACAAACCCAUGAACUAUACUUUUUUAAUAUAUAUAUAUAUUAUUCCUCUCCCCAUCGUUUUAUUAUGGCCCUCCCCUUAUUCUUUUCAUUUCUACUUCUGUUCAUCCUUCUCUUCUCUCUGUUUCUCCGUCUUCCCUCUCGCCAUCUUUCCAUGACCCUCACCCUCACUCUCUCUCUGGGGCAGGUAGGAUACUCAGGAAGGAGUUACAUGUACAGUUUUUAAACCAAGCCAAUAAAAAAACAGUUAUUAUAUUAAA
Messenger RNA from Gadus macrocephalus (Pacific cod), 6797 nucleotides. RefSeq names its product protein tyrosine kinase 2aa (gene ptk2aa). Gene Ontology annotation, cellular component: cytoskeleton; focal adhesion. Gene Ontology annotation, biological process: signal complex assembly; protein phosphorylation. The coding region runs from base 1338 to 4793 and encodes 1151 amino acids. The record is from RefSeq and is a predicted model, not a curated record. The transcript is spliced from 36 exons. NCBI's taxonomy places the organism in Eukaryota, Metazoa, Chordata, Actinopteri, Gadiformes, Gadidae. Gene Ontology annotation, molecular function: ATP binding; protein tyrosine kinase activity.